AUGUCUCGAAGGACCAACGACGAUUAUCCACCCGAGGAAGUUGAGAGCGCCUUCAAAGCACUCGCUGCUACUGAUGCCGCUGACGGAACUAUCUCCAUCAAUGACCUGCACCGUGCUUUAACUAGUUAUGGUGAAGGUCGGCUGAGUGAGAUAGAGGCUAAGGAUCUGUGCUCGAAUCUCGAUCACAUUGACGGCCACUUCAACUACCGCGAUUAUAUCAACAUGACGAUGAAUCGAUAG
Messenger RNA from Perkinsus marinus ATCC 50983, 240 nucleotides. RefSeq names its product Calmodulin, putative. The record is from RefSeq and is a predicted model, not a curated record. The coding region runs from base 1 to 240 and encodes 79 amino acids. Lineage: Eukaryota; Perkinsozoa; Perkinsida; Perkinsidae. The transcript has 2 exons.